UUGAUUGGAGGAGUGGCUCAGUGGAUCCCAAUCCUUGGAGCCGGAUCAGAGGAGCGUUUAGGGAAGGGAUAGGCAAGAAUGGAUGCAUGGAACGGGAUCCAUUUUCCAGGAAUCAAAUCAAUUGAACUAAUUAAGGAAUCCUAGAUGCAACUUUUUGAAUGGCCCAGUUUAUUUCAAUUUUUGAGCGGUAAAUAUGCGCAGAGUCAAAGGAUAAGGAUUAUUUACGUUUUUGGAGUAAGAAAAGGAAACUGAGGACCAGGAAGUUGGAUCAAAGGAUGCAAGGAGUCUGGCAUGACUGACAGGAAGGCAGUAAUCAAGAACGCUGACAUGUCUGAGGACAUGCAGCAGGAUGCAGUGGACUGUGCUACCCAGGCCAUGGAGAAGUACAAUAUAGAAAAGGACAUUGCAGCCUACAUAAAGAAGGAAUUUGACAAGAAGUAUAACCCUACAUGGCAUUGCAUUGUUGGAAGGAACUUCGGCAGCUACGUCACUCAUGAGACAAAGCAUUUCAUCUACUUCUACUUAGGGCAGGUGGCCAUCCUCCUCUUCAAGUCUGGCUGAGUUCUCUGAGGCCUGGAGUGCUUCUCUUCCCAACAUGGACUGUAAUGCACUGGUGGCUGAUGUCACAACUUCCCAUACACUUCAAAUAUUUAAAUGAAAACAUACCAUGAUACACAACUGGCUGUGCGCAACUGCAUGGACUAAAAUGUACCAUAUUUAAUGUGUAUAUGUUAUAGUAAAAAUAUUACUUUUCACUAGUUUCCAUAAAAUGCAACUGGAAGAGAUUUUCGUUAAUGCUACAUUUUGUUAUACUUAAUUUGUAACUGCUUUAACAGUGGCCUUUGAUUGUAUAAUAAAGGAAAGCUAGAGAUUGUAGUUGUGCAUCUGCUUUCCCCAGAGCUGUUUGGUUUUCAGUGACUUCUGUGCUGUCAUUUUAAAUGUGCUUAGUUGCUCCAGAUGUUGACCUUCUACAGCAGUUUGUAAUGCCUGUAUAUUGCCAGAGGUACAAGUGAGCCUAGCGCAGUGUAUUUGGACAUGUCGUCCCAGAUUUGCAACUGCUGUUAUCGAUCCCAUAAUCUUAUUUCAUGAGCUGGAAUGUCUCAUUUGGCAUUUUUCUAUUGCUAUUUGUAUUCCAAGCUAGUAGAGUUCCUAUGCUAACUUCUUUAGAGGCUUGGAAGUUCCAUUUGCAGACGGUUGACACCAUCCACACUUGAACCUAUUCUGGCUGUGUAACAAAGGACUGAAUGUUGGCUUUCAGGUCCUUUUGUAGACUUUCAUAUUGUAAGGAAAUAUUAAUCUUCAGUGGGUUUUUUUACUGUAUUUGCUAUGUUGGAUUUUUCUGUUUAUAGUUUGAUGCAAAUUGCUGUAUGAUUUGCACAGACGUACCUCGUAUUCUCAGUUCAUGGGCACCUGAAAUCAAUUGCACUUCACUAAAGGGAUAUUUCAGCAAUGAGGCCCUAGAUCUACUUUCCCAGAGUCAGAUUAACUUUAUACAAUUUUUGUCUGUCCAGUGUGAAGGAAGUUGGAGGUAGUUUCAUGAGCUAAUGCUAACUAGCGUUGGUGUACUGACUCGAAGUUGCUAGUAGAUAACCAUAGACUUCCAGUCAUUGCGCUAACGGAUCAAAGUUAAUUGACUCCUGGCAAGUAGCCAAAGGGCCUCAUUACCAAAAUGCUGAAGUGUCCCUUUUAAAGGUGUCCAGUAAACUUGGAAACUUUAAGUUAGUCAAUGUAUAAUCAAGUCAAUGAUUAAAAGUUUCAUUGUAUCCUG
This is a messenger RNA of Salmo salar (Atlantic salmon), 1768 nucleotides long. It is a transcript of the gene dynll2a, whose product is annotated as dynein, light chain, LC8-type 2a. The record is from RefSeq and is a predicted model, not a curated record. Gene Ontology annotation, cellular component: cytoplasmic dynein complex. Gene Ontology annotation, biological process: microtubule-based process. NCBI's taxonomy places the organism in Eukaryota, Metazoa, Chordata, Actinopteri, Salmoniformes, Salmonidae. Gene Ontology annotation, molecular function: dynein intermediate chain binding.